Molecule: messenger RNA, 1629 nt
Organism: Rotaria sp. Silwood2
Lineage: Eukaryota; Metazoa; Rotifera; Eurotatoria; Philodinida; Philodinidae
Source: the annotation of a GenBank genome assembly
AUGACGAAUUAUACAGAUUUAAAUCAAACCAUACUUUCUUCUAUACAAUCAGGUGAUGAACAAUCAUCAGAUGAUGAAAUCAAAACUCUUUAUAGUUCAUCAGCAGAGAAUGCUGAUGCUGAUAUUGAUACAACAUUAGCAUCACCACGUUAUAUAUCAACAAAUGUUCAAGCAGUUUAUAAUGAACUAUUAUUAAUUCGUCAACGUUUAUCAGAAGAAAAUGAACGUUUAAAAAAGAAAUCUGAUUUAUUAAAUCAAUGGGAAGAGCGUAUGCGUGAAACCAUAGAACAUGGUUGGCAAGCACACAAAGAAAAAUUUGAUAGUGAAAUAAAUGUUUAUAAAGAAAAAUUAAAUCAAAUAACAAAAGAUUUUAAACGAACAAAUGAAACAUUACAAUUAAUGCGUGAACAAAAUAAUGAAUUAAAACGUAAUUUAAAUGAUUUACGUGAAACAAAUGAAAAAUUAGUUGAAAAAGCAAAACAAUCAGAAAAACGUUCAGAAAAUUUAAUACGUUUAAAUCAAAUUUCAGAACAAAAAAUUAAAGAAUUAGAAAAAAUUAUUGAAAUGAAUAAAAAAAUUUCUUUAAAUAAUCAACAUGAAGAAUCUACAAAAUCAAUUGAAAAUAAUAAUUGUUAUCGUAAUACGCCGAUUAGUGAUCAUUGUUCUGAAUAUCAUUCAUCAGCAAAUUCUCCUACUACAGCAUCAAAAACGCCUAGUAUUGCUUCAACAGAUUCUAUGAUCUUUUUAUUUAAUUGGUUAUCUGAUAUAAGUCAAACAUCAAUAAUAGAAUGGCCAUCGUCUUCUUCAUUAACAUCAGAUACAAUUGAACGAUAUUCAAAAUUAUUAAGUAUUCUAGCUGAUCAAUCGUCGUUUUGUUUGAAUAGAAAUUACUCAAAUUUAAUACUUACUUAUCUUAAAUUAGUUUAUUUUUCAUUAAUAACUAUUGAAUGUCCAACAACAAGUGGACAAACACGUCAUCUAUAUUCGUGUUCUUAUCGAAGAUUAUGUGAGCAAAUUCUUAAAUGUGAAAAAAACCAAGAACGUCCACAUCUUUUCGAUGAUAAUGAGCCAUUGAUUCGACUUUAUGCUUGCUUAAUUGUUUUAUUAACAUGUAAUAAAAUAAUUGAUCUUAUUGCAUGUUACAAUCAACUUCGAUUAGAUCUUAAUUCAAAAGCAUUUAUUGAUCUUUUUGUUACAAAUUUUGGUAUUAUUGCACUUUAUCGAUGGUUAAAACCUCCAUCACAUCACAAACGAUUAAUAUUUGAUACAAUUGAUCUACUUCUACUCCUUUGUACUGAUUCAAAAUCACUUCGUACAUUUUUAAAACAAUUAAGUAAUGAUACAUGGUUUCAUUUAUUUUAUCAAUUAACACAACAAUGCAAUGAUGGUCUUGGUUCAUCAACAAAUUCAAGCAAUAUACAUCUUCCACUUACACCAACAUUUGAUUUAAAAACAAUGGAAAAAUUAGGAAUUCUAUUUGAAAAACUUUCAGAAUUAACAGAAAAUCGUCGAUUAUUUUCUAAAUAUAAUUUUUUGUAUAUAUUUAAAGAAUGGAAACAAAAAUUUGUUAACGAUAGUCCUUUUCUUGUACUUAAUAUGAAAUCAACAUUAUUAAAUUUAGAACAAUAA